Molecule: messenger RNA, 1387 nt
Organism: Mercurialis annua (annual mercury)
Lineage: Eukaryota; Viridiplantae; Streptophyta; Magnoliopsida; Malpighiales; Euphorbiaceae
Exons: 10
Coding region: 101-1102 (333 amino acids)
Biological process (GO): CAAX-box protein processing
Cellular component (GO): membrane
Molecular function (GO): metalloendopeptidase activity
Source: RefSeq, a predicted model, not a curated record
UGCCAUCACUAAUUAAAUUGAUGUGGCGCAUAAAGUGUGGGUAUUUUUACGAAAUUAAACCAAUUAAAGUGUAGACAACAUUAGCCUUAUCCCCUCCAACAUGAUGCUUUCUUGUGCUGCCCAGUCGUCUGUUUACUGUAUCUCUGAUUUUCCUAAACUACAUUUACACAGUCACCCGCUUGUGCUCACCAGACCAAAUUUGUCAACUAAAUUUGGUGCUCUGAAAUCCUGUCCUGUUUCAGAUAGAAGAAGGUUAGCUUCAGUUUGCUUCUUCAGCGCUGGUCAAAAUUCCAAUGGGGAGGAAGAUGGAUCGGAUUGGCCUAUACUUCAGAGAUGGAAUGUGCCUUGGCAAUGGCAAACUGCUUCCUUAACCUCACUCGCUUGCGGAUUAAGUUUUGCUUUGACAGGACUCGUAGAGACAGCUGCUGUACCGCUCCUAGGAAUUAAAAUUGAAGAACUCAGUCUAGACGAAAAGGCCGAGUUGCUGCUUUUGGACCAAAGCAUUACCACCGCGGUUGUACUUGGAGUUAUUUAUAGUAUCACCAACGCGUUCCAACCACUUCCUGAAGAUAUCUUUCGCUAUGAUUUGAGGGAACCUUUCAAUCUACAAAAUGGGUGGCUUCUAUGGGCAGUGAUUGGUCUUGUCGGGGCUCUACUUGCUAUUGCGUUGACAGGGAUUGCAAUGUCUACAAUAAAUGGCGAGCCUCCACAAAGAGAGACUGAUGCGCUUGUUCGGCUUCUUCCUUUAAUUGGAUCUUCAAGUAUCAGCACUGCUUGUUUGUUGGUCAUCACUGGUGUUCUUGCUCCAAUUCUAGAGGAGACUAUUUUUCGAGGAUUUUUCAUGGUUUCUUUGACAAAGUGGGUACCGACACCAAUUGCUGUCUUGAUCAGUGCUGCCGUAUUUGCAAUAGCGCAUCUAACUCCUGGAGAAUUUCCUCAGCUGUUUGUGUUAGGUACCGCUCUUGGAUUAUCAUACGCUCAAACUCGCAACCUUGCAACCUCAAUUACAAUUCAUGCUUUCUGGAACUCAGGGGUAAUCUUGAUUCUUACCUUGCUUCAGCUUCAAGGAUAUGAUAUCAAAGAAAUAUUGCAGGCAACCUGAGAGUGGCCAAGAACCUUAUCUAUCAAGCAGUCCAGGACUAAUUUCUCGUACGCCAUAUGGGGCUUUUCUGCCUCUUUGCACAAGUGUUUAAACGAGCCAGUAUAAAUUAGAAAAAGGUUUGGUGCAGGAUGUGGCUAUGUAAAGUUUGCUAUUACAUUAAGUGAAACGACAUAAGAUGUUUAUCACAGAAUUUGAUUAACAAAUUUGUUUGUUUAAAAUUCAUAAGAAAUGGUAAUGAUUUGGAGACUGCGUUAGUGCAAUAAAGUUGUAGGUGUUGGAUCAAAA